Messenger RNA from Dreissena polymorpha, 1923 nucleotides. RefSeq lists its product as uncharacterized. The coding region runs from base 174 to 1319 and encodes 381 amino acids. Gene Ontology annotation, cellular component: endoplasmic reticulum; Golgi apparatus. Gene Ontology annotation, molecular function: protein-cysteine S-palmitoyltransferase activity. The transcript has 3 exons. NCBI's taxonomy places the organism in Eukaryota, Metazoa, Mollusca, Bivalvia, Myida, Dreissenidae. Gene Ontology annotation, biological process: peptidyl-L-cysteine S-palmitoylation; protein targeting to membrane. The record is from RefSeq and is a predicted model, not a curated record.
AGGUAAAUAUAAUAGCCUAAAAAUAACGAGUGAAAGGUUAUGCAGUAAUAAUACCACAUUGCCUGAACAUGUUUUGAUCCGUAUAAGAUAUAGUUAUAGUGACAACGAACAAACAACGAACAAAAAAGGAUAACCUAGUGACUUUGAUUUCGUUCGUACAAGAAAGGAAUAGCAUGGUGUCAAGACGCUCGAAUCUACCCACCACGGGAGAGGUGAGCGUUACGGAACUGAAGUCGUACAACUACAUCAAGAGUUUCUUCGAGUUGCCCAAACUCUCACCUGAGGACGAGAAAUUGCCGUUUUUUAAAAGAUUUCAGAAGCUUCGAGAGAUAAAAUCAAAGGAUGGGACAGGCGCCACAAAUACAAAGAUCCUGAUGCGAGGUGUGAUGUUGUUCCAGGCGCCCACAAUGCUGUACGCGUUCUUGUGGCACAUAGUGCCCUUCUUCUUCUCCGACUACGGCCCCUGGGCGGAGUACUACAUGCGCGUCCUCUGCUGCUACAUCUGCAUCAAUGGCCUUGCCAACUGGCUCUGUGUCAUACUCUACGACCCUGCGUACCGGAAGUCGAAGGACAACCCGUUCCUGCAGGUGGGCGGUUACGAUCAGCCGCCGGACCAGUUCGUGCCGAUGAUCGAGCAGUCCUCCGCCAAUGGAAACGGGCACUGCGUGUACGACAUGUCCAACAAGGAGGCGCUGCCGUGGGAAUACUGCAAAGACUGCGAGAUGUACAUACCACCGCGCUGCCACCAUUGCAACAUUUGCAAACGGUGCAUAUUAAAGCGCGACCACCAUUGCUACAUGGUGGGAAACUGCAUUGGUUUUAAAAACCAGCGCUACUUUGCCGUGUUGGCAUUUUACGCCAUGGUCACAGGAUUAGUCGGCGGUUACUUUACAUUUAAAUAUAUACAGCUUGUCGUUUGGCCCCAGUUAGACUCGUGGGCGUAUUUAUUCUUCCCUGUGGCAAUAUGGAAAUCUCUUUUUGGUGCAAUCCCCGGUUUUCACGUUCUAUUACUUGUUCAUCUUCCGCUCGAAUUUUUCUUCGGAUUUAUCGGCUUCGUGUAUGUGACGUCCCAACUGACGGUUAUAUCGAGCGGCAAGACGUUGCACGAACUCGCUAAAAAAGUGCCAGUGAAAAGUACGCUGAGUGUGAACAAGCACUUUCGUUCAGUUUUUGGCGACUUUUGGGCACUCAACUUCCUGUUUCCAAUGACAUUGAUAUUUCGACAGAGCGACGACGGGUUACAUUGGGACGGUAUAAAAAUUGACCACAACGGGAAUGAGAAGAAAAAUUAUGGAGAUUACGAAAAUAAAACUGUGUAGGAUGAAGGGUGUUCAUUUAAGCCUUGAUCUGCAAAAACGGGGCUUAAUGAUUUUUUUGUAUAAAGGAUGUCUUUUUUUUAGCGAAAAUCCAAUGCAGGAAGAAAGUGUCGUCCCUGAUAAGCCUAUGCGGACUGCACAGGCUAAUCUGGGACGACACUUUACGCACAUGCAUAAAGCCCCGUUUUUCAAGAGCGAGGUUUAUGUAUUUAUUAUAAUGAUAUAGGUAAGACCCAUCAAUUUGCGUCUGAGAUCAUGUCCUUAGUAUACAAGCGUCUGUGUCUAGGUAAAACUUGGUAAUAAUAAGGAUAAUUAAUCACACAAUCUGCUUUAACACAUAACAUGUUUAUGCUCAAUAUAACAUAUUUGAUUGUAGUCGACACAUAUUUAUUGUCAAUGAAUCUAUACAAUGUUGCCAUUGAUACACUGUUUGAUAUAGUAAUGCUUGCAGCACAGACCAUCUGCUGUUAUUGGCUCAUGGCACUAUGACGGUAAAUAUUUGUGUGACAUUAAAGCCAUGCACAGAACAGACUUCAUUUUUACUGUUUUUAUCGAUAUUUGUAUUUUACUUUUUAAACAUGUGAAGGAAAUAAAAAUAAUAUUCGUU